Molecule: messenger RNA, 1093 nt
Organism: Lobosporangium transversale
Lineage: Eukaryota; Fungi; Mortierellomycota; Mortierellomycetes; Mortierellales; Mortierellaceae
Exons: 2
Coding region: 354-974 (206 amino acids)
Source: RefSeq, a predicted model, not a curated record
CAGGAAUAGAUCCGGCGGGGCUUGGUGUUUACUCAACACUUGCAGGGCGAAAAGUGCCUGCCUUCAACCACCUCCAUUACCCAGCACGUCUCUACGCCAUUCACUACAAGUUUUAUGACAAAUGGCCUCUAACUGCUGCGUCUGAAGGUAUUGUCGAGACCAGCAUAAACCUAGAUACAACAUGUCGAAAUCUAGAGCUAUUCAAUGGCCAACUGUAGUUAUCAGCUCCCUUCCCAAGUCUCAUUCAAUACAUGGAACAUCGCCAGCUAACUUGCCAUUCAGUACUCCGCGACAACAUUUGCGCAUGAAGACACAUAGAUUGUCUUCAGAAAUAUCAACUUCAAAGCUUUCAUAUGAUCAAUCUUUCGAGGCGACACCGUUUGCAAAAAAUCAAUGCUGUUCCCAACAAACGCGUAACCCCACUACGUGCCCGGUCUUUAAGCCAGUGCAUUUGCACUACAAGUUAUUUCUUUGAAUCUUUGAACGUACUUGCGCCAAAGUGUAAGAUAUUGAACUCGACUACAAAUCGCUUUGGAUACCGACAAUAUCGCCAGUCUCACACCUCAAGCGCAUCUAAUGCGCAAAACCUUCAAGCUAGUGCCGCGACUCGGCCUUCCACUGACAAUAGCAGUCCGCAGCGCUCACGAAGGACUCGUGGCUCCAGACUAGCUGACUUCUUUUCAAACAGUACGCCAUCAAACACUCAUAAUACCCCCAACAUUGUCGUAAAUUCUGUGAAGUCUUCAAAAAAAAAGAAUACGUCAAUAAGACAACCUCGCCAUUCCUCAGCUGCAAUACAUAUCAAGAAGGCGGUCGUGGCUCUCGAUAACUUGAGAUUAUUAAUAUAUCCAGAUCGAUUUUAUACUCACUCGUCCCACUUGGGACGUAACGACAUAUCACAGAGCAUUAAUGGAAAAGCACCGUAUACCAUCAUCCAUAGUCCCACCACUGCCAGCGCUUCAGCAACUCUAUAAUAUCCUUUUCACAUCGAGACACAUUAACUUACUUACACCGGCUGAUUGGGACGCCUAUAUUUUCUGGCUCUCACACCAUAAGGACUAUCAUAUGCUAAGCUUAGUUCAUCUACCAUCCU